AUGAUCUUCCCUCAACAGGAAUAUAUAACUUUCGCAGUAAUCCCACAACAAAUAUUUGUGGUAGAAUACGCAAUUCAGGACGCUGAGUUACCAGACUUAAACUCUCAGGUCCUAUCCUUGAGAGAUUACUGUAGCUGCUCUUAUGGCUAUGAACAAGUCUCACAUCAGCAGUGGAGACCCACUGCUGCUCCAACUUGUGGUGAGACCCAGGAGAUUGAGAGUAUUUCCAACCUAGAUCUCAGGAGUAAAAACCAUUCAGGAUCAGAAAUUAGCAAGCCUUCAAGAAUAGUUAUGAGCGGGAUCUUUAAUAAAAAUACUGUAAGAAGUAACUUGGCCAAAGAAGGAAAGCUGGUUGGUUUUUACACUCAAAAAGAAAGAAGACUUAAGAUCGCACGUUUGAGGCAAAAGCAAAAAAGAAGAAGGCAACUUUGUCCUAUCUCUAAGAGAUAUUCAGGCAGGAGACGCUCUGCCUUCCAGAAGCCUAGGAAGGGAGGAAGGUUUGUCAAGAGUGAGCUUGCUCAUCUUUAUGCGUUAACCGAGGCUGAAAGACUUAAGAGGACAGAAAUAAUAGACAGCAACCUCGCACAAGGUAAUUAUGAGGAAGCUGUAUCCUUUUUAAUAGAAUAUUAACGUCCAUUAUAAGUAAUCUUCUG
Molecule: messenger RNA, 653 nt
Organism: Moneuplotes crassus
Lineage: Eukaryota; Ciliophora; Spirotrichea; Euplotida; Euplotidae
Source: the annotation of a GenBank genome assembly